This is a messenger RNA of Leptinotarsa decemlineata (Colorado potato beetle), 1576 nucleotides long. It is a transcript of the gene fax, whose product is annotated as failed axon connections. The record is from RefSeq and is a predicted model, not a curated record. Lineage: Eukaryota; Metazoa; Arthropoda; Insecta; Coleoptera; Chrysomelidae. Gene Ontology annotation, cellular component: cytoplasm.
CAGAACGUAGACCACAAAAUGAAGUACCGUUCAAAGAAGGGGCAACUCCCGUUCGUCGAACUGAAUGGCGAAGAAAUCGCCGACAGUGCCAUCAUCAUCAAGGAGCUCUCGUCGAAGUUCGGUCACGACUUGGACGCCUGCCUGACCGCGGAGCAAAGGAACAUGGCACAUGCCACCAUCCUCAUGAUCGAGAACCACCUCGCGUGGGUGGUGAUGUGGUGGCGCACCAAGUACCCCGACCAGGUACUCAAGGGGUACAAAGUGAACCUGCAGCACGCACUCGGGACGAGGAUACCCAACGGGAUACUCAAUUUCUUCUUCAAAUUCGCAUUCGGCAGAAAGUGGUUCCAGGGAACGAAAAAGGUCAAGGCGCAAGGUAUGGGAGUCCACUCGGCCGAAGAAAUCAACGAAUUCGGACAGGAAGAUCUCAAAGUAUUAUCCGAAAUGCUGGCCGACAAACCAUUCUUCUUCGGAGAUGAACCCACCAAUGUAAGUUCGUUUAUACUAUUAUCACUUGAGAAAACUGAAUAUUUGACAUUCGAUAUUUUUGUUUUACAGGCCGAUGAAAAAGAAAAGGACAAAGCAAAUGAAAAAAUUACAGAAGAAAACAAAGACAAGGAAGGAAAAUAAAGUGUAAUUCUCUUAGUACCAUCGUCGAGGCAAAGUAUCUCUCUGAUUUUCUUUCUUUUACUCUUCAAAUACCUUUUUUAUAACUUAAACUAUGACCUACGUGCAACAAUCUAGUUUGUAAGGUUCUUAUCCAUUCACCUUUUCAUUUAUUUAACAGGCCGGGAAGAAUUCGAGUUCAUGGAUGGAAUUUUCAAAAUUGAAAAUAUCGGAUCUGAGUGGAGUUUCAAAUUCAUUUAACCCACAUAUUCAUAUCUGAAAGACUGUAUUGUGUUCUCUUUUAAAAUGUUCCAUAUCCUCCGAUAAUCAUUUCUUGGAGCUCAUUAUCAAAAGGUGCAAUUUCGCCCUGGAUCCUCACACAAACAUAUGCUCGAAUUUUGAGUAGCCCUGUAUAUUUGAAAUACUCUUGUCAUGACAAAUGAACGUAGCUUUUUUGUUUUAAUCAAGUAUAGAGGACAUUUUUAUUCAUCAUAAAUAUAUUCAUUACUAGUUAGGGUUGAUUGUUUGUAUAAAUAAUUUUAGCUAGAUUUUUUUAUCGUAAGCAAUUAUAGUACGUAUCUGAAACUUAGGCGGGAGGAGAUCCCUUCUGAGAACAACAACAGCGAAUCCGUCUUUCAACCGCCUUUGUUCAUUCAUGUUAGUACAGUCUCGAUGUAUGAAGUAUAAUAUACAGCCGUUAGAAGUACAUUGUAUUCAUUCCAUAUUUCAAUACUGCAUCACAAAAUUUUUCAUGAUUUUCUAUCGGUAUCUAGAUUUUUGUAUUUUUUUAUUGGACUAUUAAUUUUAAGGUUUCUGCUCUCUUGUGGACCAGAUUGGAAAUUUUCGGAGAGCCAUCUUCGAAGCUCAAUAGAUAGAAAUUGUUUUAAAAUUUUUAUUUAAAAUUGAUUGUACUAUUGAAUUACUGCAACUGUGUUGUAUGCUAUUUGAUUAAAGUCAUACCUAUUUUAAA